AUGUCUGUAAAAAAUGGUAAGGAAACGGAAGUAAAUGGAGAGGCCGAGAAAAAUACAGAAAAAGAAGAAGAAGAGGAUCCUGAAGAGGAGGAUGAGGAAUCUCUUGCCGAUGACUUGAGGUAUUUUUUCUCCCAAAUUUUAUUGUAAAUAUGUUUUCAGUGAUCAAUCGGACCGAGAAGUAGAUGAAGAAAAGGAAACGGCCAUCGAUUACAAGGUGCUUGGAAAUGAAAAAUUUUCAGAAUUGCCGAGCCUCAGGUUUCUCAAGCUUCGUUCUUAUUCGUAAACAGAGAACUUUCAGAGUGACCAGUACUUGGGUGAAUCAGGCGACUAACUUUUCGGCUGUCGUGAAUGAUUCAAGCACAAAAGACGUUGAUCUCAUCGAGCUUCCGGACAGUUUGAAACUGCAAAGGCCUAAUCUCAUCCAAAAAUGGUUCCCUGUGCAGGUUUUCCCCUCUAGUUUGUGUUCCAUUCAUCACUUAGUUUCUCAGCACGCCGUUUUGCCCUCACUUUUGAAAGAAGCAAGGAUUCCGCCGCUUUUGAGGCCACGUGACAUUGCCAUCGCGGCGCCAACUGGUUAGUAUGUGAUUUCAUUAUUAUUUCAACUGUCUCGAAUUUCAGGCAGCGGCAAAACGCUGUGUUAUGUGCUGCCGAUCCUCGCAAAUCAGCAAAAAGUAGUUUCUAACGCUCUUUAUGCCUUGAUUAUCGUUCCUGUGCAAACUUUGGUUCGACAAAUCGAAGAGGUUUUUCUACUGAAAAACGUUGGAAAACCAUAUUCUCUUCAGGAGUUCAGCAGAUGGAAUCCUUCUGGAGCCGUGAAAGUGCUGAAUUUGUCCGGAGUCCAUGAUUACGAUUCCGAAAGUCGAAGAUUGGAUUCUCUGAAGCCAAAUGUCAUCGUGGCGACGCCGGCGCGGUUCGUCCAGCACCUCACAGCCGUUCCCUCGUUCAUCGAUCUGUCGCGCCUCAGGUUUUUUAAAUUCAUAACUUGCUUUUUUUUUCCUCGUUAACUCCUGAUUAUAUGAAUAGGAGAACAUUUUUUUCAAAAAUUUUUAGAAGAUCUGAUUAUUUUUUUAAUGGUUUUUUUGAAAAUUGAAUUAAAAAAAUUUUUCUCAGAGUAUUCGUAAAGAGCGUAUGAAGGUUCAAAGAUUUGUUUUAUCCAAACAUUUACUUCUUGGUUCACUUCAAUCACUUUCUGUUUUGAAAAUUUAAAAAAAAGGGACUCUUAGUUUUGAAAUUUCUCCAAUAUACCGAUCGCUCUAAUUUCUCUUACUUUUUAAAAUUGGAAUAUUUUUCCAUUUUUUUCCGGCUUUCAAAACAAUUUUUUUCAAUUCGAGAUUCCAAAAAAAUAAGACUAGCGACAAAUAAUGCUUGAGUUUUUUUGGAUGAAAAUUGAAAAAAAGUAUAAAACAUCGAGAUAAUUAUGAAACGCAUUCUUCAUACAUUUUUUUAACCUAAAGUUUUUUUCUUCUCUUCAUAUUUGUAACUUUUUUUGGUUGAGCGAAUUCAAGAUUUUUUUCUUUUUCGGUAUAAUUUUUCUAGUUCAAAGAUUAAUUUUUUUAAUACUGAAAGUAAUAGUUGGGUAUUUUUAGAUAUUUGGUGGUGGAUGAGGCGGAUCGAAUGGGCAGUUUGGUCCGUGAAGAAUGGCUCGACGUCAUUGAAAAGUUUUCUGAAUGUAUGCUUUUUUUUCAACAAUUUUCAAGAAAAAAAAUGUGUAUUCAGGCAAUAGUUCAUCGGCAAACAUGUCGGACGUGUUCAAAAAUCGGCAGGCCCCUCAAAAAAUAGUCCUUUCGGCGACUCUUUCCAAAGACGUCGAGGACCUCCAUUUGUGGAAUUUGUACCGGCCGCGACUUUUCAGUGCAACCAGUUCUUCUAGCAAAGAGGUCCUCUUUACUUAUUUUUUGCCAUGCUGAGGAUAUUUUUUUGAAGGGUUUCGAUAAUAUCUUCUUUUUUAGAACACGAACUCUGUGAAUCAUAUGAGUGGAGUUCUGGCCUUGCCGGGCUCGAUCCAGCACAAAAUCCUCGUUUGCACGGCAAAGUUCCAUCCACUGGCCGUUUAUCAUCAUCUUUGUGAGAGGAAAUGGAACCGGGUUCUCAUAUUCGUCAAUGAAAUGUUCGUUCUCUUUUUUUUGCUCAACUUGCGACGAAAAGCUCAUGUUAUUUCCACUUAUUGUAUAUUUAGCCUAGGUAAAAGUUCUGCAAACGUGUAAACUUUUUUUUCUUUUGCUUACGUUUACCCUUAUUGAAUAUUGUUUUGGGCCAGCGAUGAAAAAAUUUUCUUGUUGGGGAUCUGGAAGUACAUCUCCUCUGAACUGAAAUGCCCUAAGGCGCGUCCAAUUGUUUCUCUGCUGCAAACUAUUUCGUCGUUCUCUGGUAGUCAGAGAGGGAUAAAAAAAAAGCAUGCGGCAGUAAAUUCGGGUUCAGAAUUAUCAAAAUUCCAUUAGAUUCUCAAACGGUGUCCUUUUGCACUUCCCCUGUCAGUAGUAUAUUCUGAAUUUAAUGAUCAUUUAAACUCGUCAAAAGCUGGCGGAAUCUUCAUUUUCUAGAGAAUCUUCAAAUCGAUUGGCAUCGGUCCUCAAACAUCUUUGCAAAGACAAAUACGAAGUUGAUUUCUUCACUGCGGAACUAUUCGGAAAACGACGCCAAAAACUUUUUCAGCGGUUCAAAACUGGCGAGGUUUUCCGAUAACUUCAUUUCUAUCAAUUUCAACUCUCUCAUGUUCAGAAUCGUGUUCUGAUUGCCUCCGACGUCUUGGCGCGAGGAGUGGACGUCGAAGACAUUGAUUGUGUGAUCAACUACAACUUGCCCCAGUAUGAUAAGCUCUUUGUUCACAGGUUUUAUAUCACUUUUUUUCCAUUUUCAGUCUAUUUUUUCAGGUCCGGCCGUACUGGAAGAGCUGGUCGAAGCGGUUUUGUUCUCAGUAUUGCUGACAACGAAACGGUAAUUAUACUUAAUCUUUUAGAAAAUUGUGUCAAAAACCUAAAGAACAGUUCAAUAGUAAGAAAAUCACUACAUUUAAUAUUGCGAAAGCCAAGUUUUUGAGAAGGAUUUCCCUCAAAAAAGCUACGUCCAGUUUCUGUGAAAAAAGGCUGUCACGAAAACCAAAGAAAGUUUUUUUUAUGCAGUUCCUAUUUUCUCAUUCCGAUACUUUUCCGGAUUACUGACGUCUCGAGACAAAAAAGUUCAUUUGAUGCCUAGUUUUCGUUUUCGUUAUGAUUAUUAUCAUUUUUUCCACCUUCGGACUUGUUGAAAUCUCAUAAAGUUCAAAUGCAUAUACACUUUUUCUCUCAUUUUUGUUAAUAACAGAAGUUUCGAGAUAAAAUAAGAUCUAAUUUUUCGAGCUAAAACAUCAUUUUUUUUUUGUUUAGAAACGAAUCUUCAUAAAAAUGCUGAAAAAGACGGAUCUCUACGGCGAAAGUACGGAGGAAGUCGCAGAGGAAAACGAUUUCCAGCAGUACAUGAAUGCGUUCGUUUAGAAAAAAAAUGCAAGUUCAAAUCUAUCCUUUUCAGAUACCAGACAGCACUUGACGAACUCAAGGCGACUGUUGCUGUGAAUGGAAAGAAAAAAAGAAGUCAGUGAAUUGGAAAAUGUUUUUAAACGAGUUUUGUUCGUAGAUCAACCAGCGCAAAGAAGUGGCCACGAAGGAUUCCGGAAAAGGAGACCUGUUAAGGAAGUCAAAGAAGAGUGGUGGAAAAAGAAGAAAAAGAACCGCGACGAUUGA
Messenger RNA from Caenorhabditis auriculariae, 3716 nucleotides. The record is from the annotation of a GenBank genome assembly. NCBI's taxonomy places the organism in Eukaryota, Metazoa, Nematoda, Chromadorea, Rhabditida, Rhabditidae.